Molecule: messenger RNA, 3296 nt
Organism: Clunio marinus
Lineage: Eukaryota; Metazoa; Arthropoda; Insecta; Diptera; Chironomidae
Source: the annotation of a GenBank genome assembly
GCUUUUAAAAAGUUUCUACUUUUUUUUUGGCUCAGUUUGAAGGCAACUGUGUAGUGAAUAAGACGUAAAAAAAUCGUUUUUAUCGGUAAAAAAAAGGGGAAAUAAAUAGAUAAGAUAACGAUUGUUUUGAUGUAACAAGUUUCAAAUAGUUUUAUGUUUUAUUUCACCUCGAAGAAAUUUUAUUGAUUCAAGAAUAUGGCUAAUGGAAUCAUGAUUAAAUUUCUUUUUAUGUUGAUGAUGCUUUCAUCAUGUGUGCCACAGAAAUUGCGAAUUCCUGAAAAUUUAGUUUUCUGUUAUAGAGAAAAUUUUACUGAUUAUUGGUAUCCACAAUCGUUACCAUUACUUAUUGACAUCAUAAGAAAAAUCGAAGCUUCACGUCCUACAAGCAUUGAUCUAAGACAUUUAAGCGCCAGAUUAUUUCAUGAUCUUCGUGUUGAUGGCAUUCAGCGUGUACCAUUCACAGAAACAGAAGAUGUUACACCCUUCGUAAGAAAUAGCGUGAUGAGUCAUAAAAACAUUGUUUUACAACAAGUGAUAUCAGAUGUUCCGGGUGAUAUCGAUUACGAAAGCAUUUUAACUCCAGCUGAGCUGUGUACUUUGCAUAAGUUGUUGAGUUGCUCAGUAGAACCACUCGAACGUCAAGAUGAACUACUGCAUUGUCCACAAGAAAUUUUAAACACAACUUCUUUAAAUCGCAAUCACAGGAAAAUAAACAUUCGACCACGAGAUCCUUCAGUUCAUCAUAGACAACCGCAUAGUAAUUUUACUGUCUCAUCACCAAACUUUUCUCGUUGUCCCAUUGAAAUGGGUGUGGUAUUUGAUUCAUAUGGCUUUGCUAUACAUCCAGGCAUUAUUGUUGCAAAUAUUGCAUCUGGAUUGCAACCACAACAAGUCAAAAUUGGAGAAUUCAUAUCAGAGUACAAAUUAAAGGAUCCCUAUGAGAAUUUAGAGACUAUGGAACCAACAGACACAAAGAAAAAAAUUGCAAAAUUAAUAACAUCAUUGAGUUCUGUUGAUAACACUUAUGCUUCAGGUUUAGUUGGUGACAUGGCUGAAGUUGUUUUGUUUCAAGGGCCAUCUGGAAAUUUUACAGUUGGCUUUGAAGGAAUGUGGAAUGAUACAAACUUUCCAAGGAUGCGUCUUUUACGGGGAAACCAGAAUGGCAACUGGCAUUUGACUGACGCUGAAAUUUUUAGCGGAAUCGAUGGAAUUUUCAUGUCGCAACAGGUUUCAUCAUGGAUAUCAAGAAUUCGACGACUCCGACUGUCCCAGAUCAUAGAAAUGUUCUAUUUACACCAAGGAAUUUCUAUUCCAGCAGUUGAAACAAAUGUAAAGAAAACCUUCAAAGGACGAACCCAACAUAAGAAGCCAACCGAUGAUGAAAACAAUGAGCACGAUUUCGCAGUCUCAUUUGAUUCAAGAAAAAUAUUUAAAAAAUCUUUUCAUUAUACGCAAAACAAUAAUGAAAUGCUGGAUGUUGAUAUAAAAUAUCUUUCAAGAUUCUCAAUAGCUGAAGAUGUUUCAAGUGUUUGUCAUAGAAAAAAGAUUGUUGAAAUGAUUGAUGUGGAAAAUUUAAAGGAGGAAACUUAUAACUUCAUUCAAAUUCUGGAAUUUGUGACAAGCAAUGCAAUCAUGUCAUCAGAGCGCUUGAAAUUGAUUUCCGAUCAAGUUGUUGAGCAAACAAUGGAAAGGGCAAGACAACUUGUAGAGUCUACACCGCAAUGCAAAAAUUUUCCAUUAGAUCACAAAAGAAUUGCUGUUGAUCUAACAGUCAUCAUUGAUGGAUCGAGAAAUGCUUAUGAAAAUCUUCAAUUUAUUCAUUCCAUUUCCGAGAUGAUUGACUUGUCAACCUUUGGAUCAUAUAUUUCAGUGAUUCAUGGUGAAUCAGGAACUUUCCUCGUUAACCGAACAAAUAGCGUGUCAAGUUUAUUUGAUCAACUAAAGAAUUCAACAAACUUGAGAAAUCCAAUUCAUUUAUCGCUUUCAAAAUCAUUGCGCUCUCUUAUGUUUCAACUAGUGAACAAAACAAAUUUUGAAAAGGAAACAGGAGUUUAUGGUGCUUUGCCAAAAGUUUGUCUUGUCGUUUCACAAUCGCAUCGUAUCAGUGAAGUUGAUUAUACAUCAGCACAACGCAUCCUGACGGGAACAAUGAAACAAUUUCCCGAUUUAUAUUUUGUAUUUCUAUCAAAUGACAUUGAUACAUUCAAAGAUAUGGUAGAGGAUGUAAGAAUUCAACCAGAAAAUGCCAAUGCUAUUGAAACCAUGGAACGAUAUAAUUUUGUGUCUGCAAGUUCUAUUCAAAUCUCGACAUUCAAAAACUCUCUAGACACAGCAUUGAGAAGCAUUCCUAAAAGAAUUACAUCGCCAUUCUGUGAAAGUCAAGAGAAACGUACGUGGGAUGAUAUCACUAAUCGUAAUGACUUCGAAUUAUAUUUGACGCCAAAUGAAGAAAUUCGUUAUCGUCUCAGUUCUCUUUUUAUGCUUGGAGCAGAGAAUAUUAAUAUCAACUUUCAAGGUACCGGAUAUGGUGAUUUUACCGUUUGCAUGGCCAGAAGCCAUGACAUGCUAUCACAGGAAUGCAAAACGGUUCGUGAUAUAGAAAAUGCGUGGUUCAACACAAGCCAACCUUGUUUAAAACGAAAUGCUGACAAUUGUCCAAGUAUGUACUUUAGUAUCCAAGUUGAUACAACGUACUUGAAAUGUUCUGAGGCAGAUUGUCGAUUUCCUUAUAACUUGCGAAUAAUUGUGAAACCGGAAGGUCUGCGAUGUGAAAGAGCUGGUUCGGAAAAUGUUACUGCUAAAUUGAGUUUAUUAAUUUUGUCCCUUUCUAUUAUGUCAUUCAUUUGAAACUAAUUUAAUUUAUGUAAAUACUUUUUUUUUAUCGGAAAUCAAUUUCUUUUAACCUCGCCAUUCUCUCUUUCGUUGUUAACCCUUCUUUAAAUUAAGUUUCACAGAAUAUAUUUAUCGUUGUUGAAAAAAAUAUGGCAGAAAGAAAGAAAUAAAUAAAUCUAGGGAGGAUAAACUUUUCGGUCGCCAAUCUCCAAUUCAAAUCAACAUCAAUUGACUUAGAAGUUUGUAUUAUCAUAAGCUUACGAAGCCAAAUUUCAGGGAAAUUUGUUUAGUUCUUGAGAAAAUCAUUUUCGAGAUUUUCCGGGAGGCAAAAUCUCUAAAUAAUGACAAACUUUGUUCUUACCCAAUAAAAAUCAAUCGUGUCGCAAUAAAUGUACAAGCCUAUUUAUUAUAAUGUUCUAUGCUUUUUAGAAUUGCGAAUGACAUAAUAAAAUAGAUAGAUAAAG